GCUCCGUGUGCCGAUGUCCUGGGUGCCCGGGAAGAUGCGGGGCUUCCAGACGGGCCUGUUCCUCCUGUGCGUUGCCGCCGCCGCCGGCGCCGCCGCGGUGCCCUGGAAGGUGGGCUGCCCGCGGCGCUGCGUGUGCCAGCUGCGGCCCUGGUACUCGCCGCGCUCCGUGUACCGCGAGGCCGCCACCGUGGACUGCAACGACCUGCUGCUGCCCGCCGUGCCCGCGGACCUGCCGCCGGCCACGCACACGCUGCUGCUGCAGGGCAACAAGGUGGCGCGGCUGGAGCGGGGCGAGCUGGCCUAUCUGCGCAACCUCUCCGAGCUCGACCUGUCGCAGAACAGCUUCUCCCGUGUCGGGGACCUGGGCCUCGCCAACAUGCCGCGGCUGCUGAGCCUGCACCUGGAGGAGAACCAGCUGGCGCGGCUGCCCGACGACAGCUUUCCCGGGCUGGGCAGCCUGCAGGAGCUCUACCUGAACCACAACCAGCUGCGCAGGAUCUCGCCGAGGGCUUUCGCCGGCCUCGGCAGCCUCCUCCGGCUCCACCUCAACUCCAAUCUGCUGAGAACGGUUGACAGCCGCUGGUUCCAGAUGCUUCCCAGCCUGGAGAUCCUCAUGAUCGGAGGGAACAAGGUGGAUGCGAUCUUGGAUCUGAAUUUCAGGCCGCUGGCGAACUUGCGGAGCUUGGUCUUGGCCGGGAUGAACCUGCGGGAGAUCUCGGACUAUGCGCUGGAGGGGCUGCGCAGCCUCGAGAGCCUCUCUUUCUACGACAACAAGCUCGUGGAGGUCCCCAAGCGGGCGCUGCAGCAAGUUCCCGGCCUCAAGUUCCUAGAUUUGAACAAAAACCCCUUGCAGAGGGUUAAGCAAAGUGACUUUGUGAACAUGCUGCACCUCAAGGAGCUGGGGCUGAACAACAUGGAGGAGCUGGUUUCCAUAGACAAGUUUGCCUUGAUCAACCUCCCCGAGCUGACCAAGCUGGACAUGACCAACAACCCCAAGCUCUCCUUCAUCCACCCCAGCGCUUUCCACCACCUUCCUCAGAUGGAAACCCUCAUGCUCAACAACAACGCCUUAAGUGCCUUGCAUAAGCAGACGGUGGAGGCCCUGCCCAACCUGCAGGAGAUCAGCAUCCACGGCAACCCGCUCCGCUGCGACUGCGUCCUCCGCUGGGUCAACAGCACCGAGACCCGCGUCCGCUUCAUCGAGCCGCAGUCCACGCUGUGCGCCGAGCCCCCGGACCUGCAGAGGCGCCACCUCCGAGCCGUGCCCUUCCGGGACAUGACGGAUCGCUGCCUUCCCCUCAUCCCCGCGCAGAGCUUCCCGGCCCGCCUCGCGGUGGCCGCCGGCGACGACGUCUCCCUGCACUGCCGCGCGCUGGCGGAGCCGGAACCGGACAUCUACUGGGUGGCCCCGUCGGGCGUUAAGCUGCUCCCGUCCGCGCAAGGCGGGCGCUACAGGGUGCACCCCGAGGGGACGCUGGAGAUCCGCGGCAUCUCGGCGCGCGAGGCCGGCCUCUACGCCUGCGUGGCCCACAACCUGCUGGGCGCCGCCACCAAGAGCGUGAGCGUGACGGUGGGCAGCGCCUUCCCGCCGAGCGAGGCGGGCCUGGAGCUGGCGGUGCUGGAGGUGCAGCCCUACCGCGUGCUGCUCGCCUGGCAGCCGCCCCUCAACACGCUCUCGGCGCGGCUCACCAUUCCCGAGCGGCUCCCGUUCUCCAUCCUGCUGCUCCAUCACCCGGGAUGGGCUGGAAGGAAGGAGGUGACGCGGGAAAAGAAAUAA
This is a messenger RNA of Nothoprocta perdicaria, 1777 nucleotides long. It is a transcript of the gene LRRN2, whose product is annotated as leucine rich repeat neuronal 2. Lineage: Eukaryota; Metazoa; Chordata; Aves; Tinamiformes; Tinamidae. Gene Ontology annotation, molecular function: protein binding. Bases 14 to 1777 code for a protein of 587 amino acids. The record is from RefSeq and is a predicted model, not a curated record. The transcript has 2 exons.